Pelobates cultripes (western spadefoot toad) is the source of this 1194-nucleotide messenger RNA. The record is from the annotation of a GenBank genome assembly. Lineage: Eukaryota; Metazoa; Chordata; Amphibia; Anura; Pelobatidae.
AUGGAGCUCCCAGAUCCAGCAAUAACACUCAGCACAGAGCUCCCAGAUCCAGUAAUAACACUCAGCACAGAGCUCCCAGAUCCAGUAAUAGCACUCAGCACAGAGCUCCCACAUACAGAAAUAACACUCAGCACAGAGCUCCCAGAUCCAGCAAUUACACUCAGCACAGAGCUCCCGGAUCCAGUAAUUACACUCAGCACAGAGCUCCCAGAUCCAGCAAUAACACUCAGCACAGAGCUCUCAGAUCCAGUAAUUACACUCAGCACAGAGCUCCCGGAUCCAGCAAUUACACUCAGCACAGAGCUCCCAGAUCCAGCAAUUACACUCAGCACAGAGCUCCCAGAUCCAGCAAUAGCACUCAGCACAGAGCUCCCAGAUCCAGCAAUUACACUCAGCACAGAGCUCCCAGAUCCAGCAAUUACACUCAGCACAGAGCUCCCAGAUCCAGUAAUGGCACUCAGCACAGAGCUCCCAGAUCCAGCAAUUACACUCAGCACAGAGCUCCCAGAUCCAGCAAUUACACUCAGCAAAGAGCUCCCAGAUCCAGUAAUUACACUCAGCACAGAGCUCCCAGAUCCAGUAAUAACACUCAGGACAGAGCUCCCAGAUCCAGUAAUAGCACUCAGCACAGAGCUCCCAGAUCCAGUAAUUACACUCAGCACAGAGCUCCCAGAUCCAGCAAUUACACUCAGCACAGAGCUCCCAGAUCCAGCAACUACACUCAGCACAGAGCUCCGAGAUCCAGUAAUUACACUCAGCACAGAGCUCCCAGAUCCAGUAAUUACACUCAGCACAGAGCUCCCAGAUCCAGUAAUUACACUCAGCACAGAGCUCCCAGAUCCAGCAACUACACUCAGCACAGAGCUCCGAGAUCCAGUAAUUACACUCAGCACAGAGCUCCCAGAUCCAGUAAUUACACUCAGCACAGAGCUCCCAGAUCCAGCAACUACACUCAGCACAGAGCUCCCAGAUCCAGUAAUUACACUCAGCACAGAGCUCCCAGAUCCAGCAAGAACACUUAGCACAGAGCUCCCAGAUACAGUAAUAGCACCCCACACAGAGCUCCCAGAUCCAGCAGUUACACUCAGCACGGAGCUCCCAGAUCCAGUAAUAGCACUCAGCACAGAGCUCCCAGAUCCAGCAAUUACACUCAGCACAGAGCUCCCAGAUCCAGUAAUAGCACUCAGCACAUAG